AUGAAGAUCCUUAAAGUGGGACUUAAGCAACUGCAACCAGACAAGGUGGUGAUUGUAUGGACUCGCAGAAACAGGAGAGUCUGCUCAAAGCCUCACGGCUGGCAGCCGGGCAUAAAGGACCCGUUCCGUGGAUCUGUUGUUUGGGCUGUUCCUGAAAAUGUGGACAUCACAGCAACACUGUACAGAGACCCACAGUCUGAUCACUUUGAAGAGAAGGAAUGGAUGUUCCAGAUUGAAGGGGAGUCACGUGGACAUAAAAAGCUACUGGCUGUUGCCCCUAUUGACCUGCGCAAAUAUGCAGCUGUGUCCCCUGCGCCACGAGAAAUAAAGCUAACGUUCACUCCUCGAUCUGUCAAGGUGGUGUCAGCCAUGCUGACUCUCAGCAUCACUUGCACUCUGUUGCGAGAGGGCAAAGCUACUGAUGAUGAUAUGCAAAGCAUUGCCAGCCUUCUGAGUCUGAAGCCCACUGAUAUCGCUGAUCUCGAUGACUUUAAUGAUGAUGAAGAUGACGAGAAGCCACGACCCGGCAGGAAUCCUCUAGGGAAUAUUUAUCGAGGUUAUGUUAAAAACAUAAUUUCCGAAGUCUUCUCAGAACCAACAAGGGAGUUGAAGACUCUUAAGGAAGAAGAGGGUGAAUCUCUUGGUUCCAGAAACUCUCUUGCUCACUGCACUGCCACAAAACCUUCACCUAUUGCCAUACAGCCCAUACCAGGGGACCCCUACAGAGGUCGGUCGAUGGACAACUCAUCUAAACAUGUUGUAUUACCAGUGAGAACGCAGGGUUUUUCUCUUGCCCCUGAGAAACCCACCCACACUUCCACCAUCAAUGGUUGUGAACGAAAACCCCAAGAUCAGAUACCAGUAGGAAUCAAUGUCCUGGACCAAGAUAGGAGGUUUAACGAGGUAUGGAAGACUCAGGAGGUCAGUCCUGCUGUUGUACCACAGCUUAAAGAUACCAGCAAGAGACAGCCUGAGACAGCCUUCAGGGAUAAGAGAGUGCAGGAAGUGAGGUUGCUGCGAGAGAGUGUCUCAGGAACAGUUCCAGAGGCAGCAGUUAGGGUACAGAAAGUACAAGAGGCAGAGAGAUUACAAGAGACAGCUCCCACAAUUUAUGAACAAAGGCUUGAGACAUCGCAAGCGCCUAAUGUAGCCAUCAGGAAAAAGAAAGUUCUAGACACAGAGCGAGAUCCUGAGACAGCUCCAGUUCUUCAUCCUCCAGUAUGGGCAAAGAGAGCAUCAGAGCGAAAGACAUCACAAGAGACAGGAGGAGAAAGGUUACAGGAAACCACACAAGUUCCCAAAGCUGCAAUCAGACGUAGUCUAGAAUUAGAGACAGCACGAGAGCCAGAAAAGAGAGUGGAAGUAGAAAAGAGAGUGCCAGACGUAACAGCAGUGAAAGAUGAGAGCUGGGAGAGAGUAUCACAGGUUCCAAAGCCAGCAGUUAGAGCGAUGGGCACAAAGAGUGUUCAAAAGAUAGAAACAUCAUCGAAGAGAGAUAUGAGAGUGCAGGAUACAGAAAAUAAUCAUAGGGCAGAUAUCGCAAGACAGGAAAUAACCGGCCCACAAAGCAUAAUGCUGGGUAUAAGUGCAAAUGAGACAACAGAGAAGAUAUGUGUAACAGAUCAUGAGAUAACAGCCAAAAGGAGAGUGAAUGAGUUAGAGGAAAAGAGACAGCUAGAGACAAUAAAUGCACAGGAGGCUGUAGGGAUGGCUAGAAAACGACUGCAGGAGAAAGAGAAACAGAAUGCCUCAUCCUUACAAAUAUCACUAGACAUAAAGAGAGCGCCAGAGACAGUAGCUGUAGUUGGGGCGACAGCUCAAGUGACAGACAAUGUGAGAGCGAAUGCAGAUAUAAAAGGGAUUACAGAGACAGACAGGCUGAAAGAAGAGAGAGGGGAAAGGAUAGAGAUUAACGAAAAUCUGAGAGUGCACAGACCAGAGAGAGUGUUAGACAUCACAGUUAGCUCUGAAACACGGAAAGCUGCAGAGAGAGUGCAAGAGAAUGAAAUAGAGGAACAGAGAGCGGAGAGAGUAAAAGAGACCGUACUUUUUAUCAGUGAGAGUGUGCCAGAAACAGGUGAAAAGAGAGAGGAAGGAAGAGACAGGUCAGGACAAACGACAGUUAGUUUAGGAUCUAACAAGGAUGAGAGGGGUCUGUCAGUCAGGGAGGGAGAGGAGGCAAAGCAUCAAGCAGGAGAGAAGGAAAGAGAGACGUCUGUUUGGGUACAUGAGAGCAAGGAAGAGAAAACAAAGAAAAAAAACAGUGGUCUUGAGAUGGAAGCAAAUGAAGGACAUAGAGUGCAAGAGACAGCAACCAAGAAACAAGGGAGAGUGCAAGAGACAGCAACUGAGAAACAAGGGCGAGUGCAAGAGACAGCAACUGAGAAACAGGAGAGAGCGCAAGGGAUAGCAAACGAGAAACAAGAGAGAGCGCAAGAGACAGCAGAGAGAGAGCAAGAGACAGCAGCUGAGAAAGAGGAGAGAGUGCAAGAAACAGCAGCUGAGAAAGAAGAGAGAAUACAAGAGACAGCAUCAGAGAAAGUGGAGAGAGUGCAAGGGACAGCAGCUAAGAAAGAGGAGAGAGUGCAAGAGACAGCAACCAAGAAACAAGAGAGAGUACAAGAGAUAGCAUCGGAGAAAGUAGUGAGCGUGCAAGAGAAAGCAUCGGAGAAAGUGGAGAGAGUGCAAGAGACAGCAUCGGAGAAAGUGGUGAGGGUGCAAGAGACAGCAUCGGAGAAAGUGGAGAGAGUGCAAGAGACAGCAUCGGAGAAAGUGGAGAGACCGCAAGUGACAGCCACUAUGAAAGGGGUAAGAGUGCAUGAGACAGCAGUUGAAAAUGGGGAGAAUGUACAUAAAACAGCAGCUGGGAAAGAGGAAAGAUUGCAGGAGACAGCAGCUGAAAAAGAGGAGAGAGUGCAAGAGACAGCAACAGACAAACAAGAGAGAGUACAAGAGACAGCAAUUGAAAAAGAGGAGAGAGUGCAAAAGACAGCAACAGAGAAACAAGAGAGAGUACAAGAGACAGCAUCUGAAAAAGAGGAGAGAGUGCAAAAGACAGCAGCUGAGAAAGAGGACAGGGUACAAGAGAAAGCAUCUGAGAAAGAGGAGAGAGUGCACAAGACAGCAUCUGAGAAAGAAGAGAGAGUGCAAGAGACAGCAUCAGAGAGAGAUGAGAGAGUGCAAGAGACAGCAAUUGAAAAAGAGGAGAGAGUGCAAGAGACAGCAGCUGAGAAAGAGGAGAGAGUGCAAGAGACAGCAAUUGAAAAAGAGGAGAGAGUGCAAGAGACAGCAGCUGAGAAAGAGGAGAGAGUGCAAGAGACAGCAGCUGAGAAACAGGAGAGAGUGCAAGAGACAUCAGCUGAGAAAGAGGAGAGAGUACAAGAGACAGCAGCUGAGAAAGAGGAGAGAGUGCAAGAGACAGCAAUUGAGAAAGAGGAGAGAGUGCAGGCGACAGCAACUGAGAAAGAGGAGACAGUGCAAGAGACAGCAGCUGAGAAAGAGGAGAGAGUGCAAGAGAUGGCAAUUGAGAAAGAGCAGAGAGUGCAAGAGACGGCAAUUGAGAAAGAGGAGAGAGUGCAAGAGACGGCAAUUGAGAAAGAGGAGAGAGUGCAAGAGACAGCAAUUGCUAAAGAGGAGAGAGUGCAAGAGGCGGCAGUUGAGAAAGAGGAGAGAGUGCAAGAGACAGCUGCUGAGAAACAGGAGAGAGUGCAAGAGACAGCAACAGAGAAAGAGGAGAGAGUGCAAGAGACAGCAAUUGAGAAAGAGGACAGAGUGCAAGAGACAGCUUUAGAGAAACAGGAGAGAGUGCAAGAGACAGCAAUUGAGAAAGAGGAGAGAGGGCAAGAGACGGCAAUUGAGAAAGAGGAGAGAGUGCAAGAGACAGCGGCUGAGAAAGAGGAGAAAGUGCAAGAGACAGCAGCUGAAAAAAUGGAGAGAGCGCAAGAGACAACAAUUGAGAAAGAGGAGAGAGUGCAAGAGACAGCAGCUGAGAAAGAGGAGAGCGUGCAAGACACAGCAGCUGAAAAAGCGGAGAGAGUGCAAGAGACAACAAUUGAGAAAGAGGAGAGAGUGCAAGAGACAGCUGCUAAGAAAGAGGAGAGAGUGCAAGAGACAGCAGCUGAGAAACAGGAGAGAGUGCAAGACACAGCAACAGAGAAAGAGGAGAGAGUGCAAGAGACAGCAUCUGAGAAAGAGGAGACAGUGCAAGAGACAGCAACAGAGAAAGAGGAGAGAGUGCAAGAGACAGCAUCUGAGAAAGAGGAGAGAGUGGAGGAGAGAGUGCAAGAGACAGCUGCUGAGAAAGAGGAGAGAGCGCAAGAGACACCAGCUGAAAAAGAGGAGAGAGUGCAAAAGACAGCGGAUAAGAAACAGGAGAGAGUGCAAGAGACAGCAACAGAAAAGGAGGAGAGAGCGCAAGAGACAGCAGCUGAAAAAGAGGAGAGAGUGCAAGAGACAACAAUUGAGAAAGAGGAGAGAGUGCAAGAGACAGCUGCUAAGAAAGAGGAGAGAGUGCAAGAGACAGCAGCUGAGAAACAGGAGAGAGUGCAAGAGACAGCAUCUGAGAAAGAGGAGACAGUGCAAGAGACAGCAACAGAGAAAGAGGAGAGAGUGCAAGAGACAGCAUCUGAGAAAGAGGAGACAGUGCAAGAGACAGCAACAGAGAAAGAGGAGAGAGUGCAAGAGACAGCUGCUGAGAAAGAGGAGAGAGUGCAAGAGACACCAGCUGAAAAAGAGGAGAGAGUGCAAAAGACAGCGGAUAAGAAACAGGAGAGAGUGCAAGAGACAGCAACAGAAAAGGAGGCGAGAGCGCAAGAGACAGCAGCUGAAAAAGAGGAGAGAGUGCAAGAGACAACAAUUGAGAAAGAGGAGAGAGUGCAAGAGACAGCAGCUGAGAAACAGGAGAAAGUGCAAGAGACAGCAGCUGAGAAACAGGAGAGAUUGCAAGACACAGCAACAGAGAAAGAGGAGAGAGUGCAAGAGACAGCAUCUGAGAAAGAGGAGAGAGUGCAAGAGACAGCAGCUAAGAAAGAGGAGAGAGUGCAAGAGAUAGCAAUUGAGAAAGUGGAGAGAGUGCAAGAGAAGAGAGUGCAAGAGACAGCAAUUGAGAAAGAGGAAAGAGUGCAAGAGACAGUAUCUGAGAAAGAGGAGAGAGUGCAAGAGACAGCAUCUGAGAAAGAGGAGAGAGUGCAAGAGACAGCAGCUGAGAAAGAGGAGAGAGUGCAAGAGAUAGCAAUUGAGAAAGUGGAGAGAGUGCAAGAGAAGAGAGUGCAAGAGACAGCAAUUGAGAAAGAGGAAAGAGUGCAAGAGACAGUAUCUGAGAAAGAGGAGAGAGUGCAAGAGACAGCAUCUGAGAAAGAGGAGAGAGUGCAAGAGACAGCAGCUGAGAAAGAGGAGAGAGUGCAUGAGACAGCAGCUAAGAAAGAGGAGAGAGUGCAAGAGAUAGCAAUUGAGAAAGUGGAGAGAGUGCAAGAGACAAUAUCUGAGAAAGAGGAGAGAGUGCAAGAGACAGCAUCUGAGAAUGAGAAGAGGGUACAAGAGACAGCUGGCAAUAAAAGGAAUAUAUUACAAGAGAGAGAAGGUAAGGAAAGUGAGCUAGUACUAGAGACAGCAGCCAAUGAAAGGAAGAGAUUGGAGAGAGUGCAAGAGACAGUUGCCAAGGAAGGGGCGAGACUACAUGAGAUAGAAGAUAUAGACAUAAUAGAGAUAGAAAAUGUAACAGUUGAGGAGGAUGAGAGACUACAAAAUACAGUUACUGAGGAAGAGGUCAGACUGCAAGAGAUAGAUACAGCAUGGAAGGAAGUGGAAAUACUGCAGGAGACUGCAAUUAUAGGAGGAGGAAGAGAGCUAAAGACAGCAUCUAUUGAUGUGAAUGAGAGUGUAGCUAAUGAGGUGAAACAAGGGCUGGAGGUUGAGGCAAUAGGAGAAAGAGAUUUAGAGAUGGCAAACAAAGAACAUGAGAGGUGCAAAGAGACAGAUGAUAAAGAAGGAAAGGGAGUGCUUCAAACAGAAGAGAGCCUAGAGAAAAUAUCUCAAGAGACAGGAAAACAAAAUAGCAAAGAUCAUUUGGUAGUAAGAGAGCAAGAGACAGUGCAACAUGAGACAGUCAUAUCCUUGGAGGAGAGCCACAAACCUUUAAGCCAAGACAUAGCUUCUCCCUUGACUAUCUUUGAGACCACCUCCAUAAGGGACAGAUUGUCAGGGUCUGGGAAAGAGACAGCUCAGGUAUUAUCAGAGUGUAAAUUCUCAGUGUCUUCCCCUACCACCCUUGGACCACAAAGGAGUGCAGAGAAGAAACCACUGAAGGAGAGCACUGGGCAAGUGGGGGAGGUGACGCUCAGCUCAGACUCGCUCUUGCAGUGGUGUCAGGAGGUGACAUCAGGAUACAGAGGUGUCCGUGUGAAUAAUUUUACCACUUCCUGGAGGAAUGGUUUGGCCUUCUGUGCAAUACUUCAUCACUUCCAUCCUCAGAUCAUAAAUUAUGAAGAUUUGGAUCCACUGAAUAUAAAAGAAAAUAACAAAAGAGCAUUUGAUGGGUUUGCUUCUCUCGGGAUACCAUCACUUUUGUCUGCUUCAGACAUGCUUCAUCGCCCUAUUCCAGACAAACUGAUGAUCCUCACAUACCUUUGCCAGAUCCGAUCGCACUUCAUUAACUCUAAGAAGCAGGAAACCUCUGUACUUGGCCCCCAGGGUAACUUAGCAGAAGUGCUUCCCUCGACUCAGUCCCAAAGCCAAGACCCUAAUCACAAGGUAUCUCUAAGCUUACCAUCCCAAAAGCUUGAGAUAUCAACUACCACACAGGAGCAAAAUGCUACAAGUUCUUUGCCGCAAGAGCAAACUAGUAACCUUGAGAAAAAAAAGACACUAAUUUUACCUUGUGAGGAUUUACCAAAUGAAGAUGCCACAUCUGUGAAGCAGGAUACAUCAAGUAUCAUUUCUCAAGAUCAAAAUAUACUAAUCUCUACUGAUGACAAACAAAAGGACUCCAAUUAUAAGGAACAGACAGUAGCAAACUCCACCUCUGAGAAACAAAAGAUAGUAAGCUCCACCUCCGAGGAACAGAUAGCAGCCACGGUUCCUAAGGAGUCCAAGGAAGUGUCCCAGCAUUCAGAAAUGAAGGAUACUCCACAGAAUAGUAAUUCUGCUCUUCAGGAUUCUGAGACACUAAGCACAAUGGUCCCACCUCCACGCACUAAAAGACUCCGUACAAAUGGAGGAAGUUUUUCAGGAUCUCAGGAGGUGGAAGCCUCUAGUUCUGCUUCUGUUCCAGUUCCUCCUCCUAGAAAGGGUGGAUGUCUUGGUCACUUACGUGAUGCUGACCUUGUAAAGAAGAGGCGCUCACUUAUUCGUACUCAGUCACUUUCUCUGGAUGAGGAGACAGAACAAAGCCACGAGGCACCUGCCAGGCCUUCAUCACAAAUUAUCGGUGAGUCAUCUGCUGCAUCGUCCGUGUCUGCGCCAGUUGUCACCGCAGAAGUUUCAGUAAAAGAAGAUGAUGCACCACGUCUGAGAGAUACCAGUCAGUAUGUCACCUCUGAACUUGCGGCGCUAGAAGAUGAGCAGAAAGAAAUUGAUACAAGAGCCGACAUAUUAGAAAAAGACCUCCGGCAACUGAUGGAAUCUGGCUCAGAUAAGGAAGCAGAAGAGGCGCUGAUCCAAGAAUGGUUUUCAUUAGUAAAUCGAAAGAACACUUUGAUACGCAGACAGGAUGAGCUACAGAUAAUGGCAGAAGAGCAGGACCUGGAAAGACAGUUUGAGCUCUUGAGCAGAGAUUUGAGAGCUCUGUUGUGCACGGACGAGAGUCUGAAGACUGAAGCGCAGAAGAAACGAGAGAAGCUCUUGCUGGAUGAGUUGGUCUCCCUAGUGGACCAGCGUGAUGGUCUUGUGAGGGACCUACAUAUCAAGGAGAUAAGGGCUCUAGAAGAGGAUGAACGAAUAGAGAGAAGCCUAGAGCAGAGACGGAGGAAACUAAGCAAGAAGGAAAAAUGCAAGAUCAGCUGAGGACCUGUUUACACCAUUCUUAAGAUAUUCGCUUUACAGGAAGCCUUAGUUUCCCAUAGUGCUUAACAUCAGUUUUAAUGUCAAGACAUUUUAUUAGGAAGCAGCUCAGGGUAUAUAUUCAUAUUUUCCUUUGAAAUAAUUUAUCUAAACAAUUUUCAUCCAGUACUUCAAGCCAAAAAAACUACUGUUCCAUUUAUGGAACAAACAUACCAGUUAAAGACAUUUUUCUUCCAUGCUGGGGUUCAUCUUUGUACAUGAUCAGUUAAUCAUAAAGUGGGUGCCCUUGCUGAUUGAUGCAAGCCAAAAUGUGCCUUACGCUCUGAUAUUUUUUUAGAAUACUUGGGGCUUUUAGGGACUCUUAAGUCUUCUCUCAGAUAAACUGUUAUUUGAGUAGAAAUUCUCCCAAAUCAAUUUCAGAUAUUCAGAUCUUCUACUGUUCAUUUUAUUAAAGCUUGAAUGUAGCCUUGCCAAGCUAAGGUGAUCAGUUGUACAUUACCAGAAUUGAAUAAUAUUUUUUUGCUGUUUUUAAAUAUUUUUCUACUCUCUAGCCCUGCUCAUCAAAACAACAACAGCCUUAUAAACCAUAGCCCCACUCAUCAAGACAAUAGUGGCCUUAUAAACAAUAGCCUCACUCAUCAAGACAACAGUGGCCUUAUAAACCAUAGCCUCACUCAUCAUGACAGAAGUGGUCUUAGAAACUAUAGCCUCACUCAUCAAGUCAACAGUGGCCUUAGGAACCAUAGCCUCACUCAUCAAGACAACAGUGGCCUUACAAACCAUAGCCUCACUCAUCAAGACAACAGUGGCCUUACAAACCAUAGCCUCAUUGAUCAAUACAACAGUGGCCUUAGAAACCAUAGCCUUACUCAUCAAGUCAACAGUGGCCUUAGAAAUCAUAGCCCCACUCAUCAAAUCAACAGUGGCCUUAGAAACCAUAGCCUCACUCAUCAAGACAACAGUGGCCUUACAAACCAUAGCCUCACUCAUCAAGACAACAGUGGCCUUACAAACCAUAGCCUCACUUAUCAAGACAACAGUGGCCUUUCAAACCUUAGCCUCACUCAUCAAGACAACAGUGGCCUUAUAAAUAAUAGCCUCACUCAUCAAGACAACAGUGGCCUUAUAAACAAUAGCCUCACUCAUCAUGACAACUAGUGGCCUUAUAAACAAUAGCCUCACUCAUCAAGACAACAGUGGGCUUAUAAACCAUAGCCUCACUCAUCAUGACAACUAGUGGCCUUAUAAACAAUAGCCUCACUCAUCAAGACAACAGUGGCCUUAUAAACCAUAGCCUCACUCAUCAAGACAACAGUGGCCUUACAAACAAUAGCCAAACUCAUCAACACAACAGUGGCCUUAUAAACAAUAGCCUUACUCAUCAAGUCAACAGUGGCCUUAUAAACAAUAGCCUUACUCAUCAAGACAACAGUGGCCUUAUAAACAAUAGCCUUACUCAUCAAGACAACAGUGGCCUUAUAAAUAAUAGCCUUACUCAUCAAGUCAACAGUGGCCUUAUAAACAAUAGCCUUACUCAUCAAGUCAACAGUGGCCAUAUAAACAAUAGCCUCACUCAUCAAGUCAACAGUGGCCUUAUAAACAAUAGCCUUACUCAUCAAAACAACAGAGGCCUUAUAAACAAUAGCCUUACUCAUCAAGUCAACAGUGGCCAUAUAAACAAUAGCCUUACUCAUCAAGACAACAGAGGCCUUAUAAACAAUAGCCUCACUCAUCAAGUUAACAGUGGCCUUAUAAACAAUAGCCUCACUCAUCAAGUCAACAGUGGCCUUAUAAACAAUAGCCUUACUCAUCAAGACAACAGAGGCCUUAUAAACAAUAGCCUCACUCAUCAAGUCAACAGUGGCCAUAUAAACAAUAGCCUCACUCAUCAAGUCAACAGUGGCCUUAUAAACAAUAGCCUCACUCAUCAAGUCAACAGUGGCCUUAUAAACAAUAGCCUUACUCAUCAAGACAACAGUGGCCUUAUAAACAAUAGCCUCACUCAUAAAGGACAUUAGUGGCAAAACACUGCCCCACUUAUGAAGAAAACUGCUGCUAUAUAAAUAAACUCACUGUCUAGAGCACAGCUGCUUAAUUAAUAUAAGCCCCACUCAUCACGAGAAUUGCUGCUUUAUAAAAAUGAACAUUAUCCUGCUCAUCAGAAGCUUGGCUGCCUUAUAAGCAGUAAUCCUACUCAUUAACUGCUGCUUAAUGAACAACAGCCCAACUAGGUAGGAGAGCAGCUGCCAUAUAAACAAUAACCCCUCCCACUAGGAGCUGAGCUGACCUCAGGAACAAUAGCUUUGCUAAGCCUGAAACCGCACCUUACAUUAAAAGGCAGCAUUGGCUUUUCCCUGAUGUUGCCAAUGGAACAAUCUUUAUCCAAGUUUCUUAAUCUUUUGCUCUCUGUAGUCCUAUAGUGCAGGGGUGGGAAUACCCUUGUGUCUAUAUCUGUUUGAGGAGCACGCAGGAAGCUUUGUGCAGCAUUGUGUAGUGUUUUUUUAUAUAAAUAAUUGUUAUGGUACGAAGAAAACAUUUGGAGUUUUAUUAUGAAGUUGAUGCUUUGCUUGAUGUGUUAAAUGAAAAUACAAUAAAAAAUAUAAAGUAA
Molecule: messenger RNA, 10603 nt
Organism: Bombina bombina (fire-bellied toad)
Lineage: Eukaryota; Metazoa; Chordata; Amphibia; Anura; Bombinatoridae
Gene: EHBP1L1
Product: EH domain binding protein 1 like 1
Exons: 20
Coding region: 1-7998 (2665 amino acids)
Molecular function (GO): protein binding
Source: RefSeq, a predicted model, not a curated record